Molecule: messenger RNA, 1573 nt
Organism: Panthera uncia (snow leopard)
Lineage: Eukaryota; Metazoa; Chordata; Mammalia; Carnivora; Felidae
Product: ephrin type-B receptor 1-like
Exons: 3
Coding region: 498-1247 (249 amino acids)
Biological process (GO): cell surface receptor protein tyrosine kinase signaling pathway; axon guidance; protein phosphorylation
Cellular component (GO): membrane; neuron projection
Molecular function (GO): ATP binding; protein binding; transmembrane-ephrin receptor activity
Source: RefSeq, a predicted model, not a curated record
UUCCAUCACUGCUUGCCUCCCUUUGACCCUCUAUGUGUUAACAGUGGUCAUGUGAUGCAACAGGACAGGGUUAGACCUAGACAGACAGCACCUUGCAAGUAGUUCAGAAUCAGUCCUUCCGGACAGGGUAAAAUGAUGAAAGCAGACAGCGAUUGAGCACUGCACUGAGUGGUGGCUCUGUACCAAGGUGAGGGUGGGGCAGACUUGGUGGCUGGAGUCUUAAGGGAGGCCUUCUGAAGGAAGAAUGAUCGGGCCUCUGUGCCUUGCCACCUCUGUGCCUUGCCACCUACAGCCUUUGAACCCAGUACUGAUUCACACAGCUGGGCCCAUGGGUCAGCUCUCCAAUGGCUGUGCAUUGCCACUGCUGGGUGAUCUGCAAGGUACCUGUGGAGGAAAGUGAUGUCACUUGGUCCUGCUGUCAUGGAGCUCGCAGGACACUGGCCAGGAAACUGCAGAGAUGACAUGGAACACAGACCCUACAAAGCUGAGAAACCUUAAUGGACACCAGAACGGCUACCGCAGAGCUGGGCUGGACAGCCAAUCCUGCGUCAGGGUGGGAAGAAGUCAGUGGCUAUGAUGAAAACCUGAACACCAUCCGCACCUACCAGGUGUGCAACGUCUUUGAGCCCAACCAGAACAACUGGCUGCUCACCACCUUCAUCAACCGGCGGGGGGCUCAUCGCAUCUACACAGAGAUGCGCUUCACUGUGAGAGACUGCAGCAGCCUCCCCAACGUCCCAGGUUCCUGCAAGGAGACCUUCAACUUGUACUACUAUGAGACGGACUCAGUUAUUGCCACCAAGAAGUCAGCCUUCUGGUCUGAGGCCCCCUACCUCAAAGUAGACACCAUUGCUGCAGAUGAGAGCUUCUCCCAGGUGGACUUUGGGGGAAGGUUGAUGAAGGUCAACACAGAAGUCAGGAGCUUUGGCCCUCUUACUCGGAAUGGUUUUUACCUCGCUUUCCAGGAUUAUGGAGCCUGUAUGUCUCUCCUUUCUGUUCGCGUCUUCUUCAAGAAGUGUCCCAGCAUUGUGCAAAAUUUUGCUGUGUUUCCAGAGACCAUGACUGGGGCAGAGAGCACGUCUCUGGUGAUUGCUCGGGGGACAUGCAUCCCCAAUGCAGAGGAAGUGGACGUGCCCAUCAAACUCUACUGCAAUGGGGAUGGAGAGUGGAUGGUGCCCAUCGGGCGCUGCACCUGCAAGCCUGGCUAUGAGCCCGAGAACAGCGUGGCCUGCAAGGGUAAGUCCUAGGGCCUCUUAAGGCCUCUGCUUCUUGCCCACCUGGGACAGGGUCCAAUCUGCAAAUCUUCCCCACCUCCAGCUCUGGGUCAUAAAGGAGCAGAAGAGCCUGAUAGCUUAUUACAAAGCUCUGUGGGAGUCGGGGGGUUCCUGGGUGGCUCAGUCAGUUAAGCAUCUGACUCUUUUUUGCGGCUCAGGUCAUGAUCUCAUGGCUCUUUGGUUCAAGCCCUGCAUCAGGCUCUGCACUGACAGCACGGACCCUGCUUGGGAUUCUCUCUCUGCCUCUCCCUCUGCCCUUCCCUGUCUCUCUGCUUCUCUCUCUAUCUCUCUAUCUCUCU